This is a messenger RNA of Vespa velutina, 10213 nucleotides long. RefSeq names its product serine/threonine-protein kinase greatwall (gene gwl). Bases 247 to 2490 code for a protein of 747 amino acids. Gene Ontology annotation, cellular component: nucleus. The transcript has 4 exons. The record is from RefSeq and is a predicted model, not a curated record. Lineage: Eukaryota; Metazoa; Arthropoda; Insecta; Hymenoptera; Vespidae. Gene Ontology annotation, molecular function: ATP binding; protein serine/threonine kinase activity. Gene Ontology annotation, biological process: intracellular signal transduction; peptidyl-serine phosphorylation.
GAAAUCGAUGAUAUACGUUGGUUAUACGUUGGAUAUACGUUGAUAGCCAUGACUAGAUAUAUAUUAAAAAGUUUAUCAAGUUUUCCCUGCGCGCGGUUUGAUUAUUCGAAAUGUCAGCGGACCGUUAAAUACGUUUAAUAAUUCUUUUUCAAUGGUAUCGAUAAAGUUGAUAAGAUAAAAAUUUUGUUAGACGAAGUAAAAAUGACGUAUGCCAGUUUAUUCCUUCUGUUAUUGUUAUCUUUUUAAAUGGAAGAUUCGGCGGUCGAAUUGGUCGAUUCAAAUUCUGAUACAAAUGGUCAAUUUUGCGAGUCGGUCGAUACGAUCUCCAGCAUGAACGAUGCCGAUGACGAGGGGAUUGAACGCAGUGCCAAUUUUGGCAAUUGCACGCCACAACAAUCCUCAGAGAAUAGGCAUAUUGAUAAUUCAAUUUUCAAUACGAUAUCCAAAAUUGUUAAUCCCGCUGCGAAGGUACCAGAUAUGCAAGACUUCAAAAUCGUUAAACCAAUAAGUAGAGGAGCAUUCGGUAAAGUGUUUCUAGGAUACAAAAAGUCAAAUCCAGAGCAAUUGUUUGCUAUUAAAGUGAUGAAAAAGAAUGAAAUGAUAAAUAAGAAUAUGGCAUCUCAAGUUAUAAUAGAACGAAAUGCAUUAGCAUUGACGCACAGUCCUUAUUGCGUACAUCUGUUUUAUUCGUUACAAAGUGUUAGCAGCAUAUACUUAGUCAUGGAAUAUAUGGUGGGAGGUGAUCUUAAAAGUUUGCUCGGCGUUUAUGGUUACAUGGAAGAAAGCAUGGCAGCUUUUUAUACCGCAGAAGUAUGCUUAGCUCUUGAAUAUCUUCACUCUCACGGUAUAGUCCAUAGGGAUUUAAAGCCAGACAAUAUGUUACUCUCGAGAGAGGGACACGUUAAACUCACUGAUUUUGGUCUUAGCAAAAUAUCGUCCUUGCAUAGAGAUCUUGAAAUAUCAGAUUUAGUAAAUUGUACACCUAGUCUUUGCGCUAGAACCCCGGGACAGUUAUUAUCUUUAACGUCUCAUUUGUCCUUUGGUUCUGGGCAACAAUCGGUGAAUGACUCGAUAGCCAGUAAUGAAAGUGCCAAUGCUGUUCAUUUAAUGUCGGCUUUACAAAGAAAUUGUGGCAAAUUGCAAUCGUCUCCUAACUCGGUUGUCUCCUCGACCGACGCUGCGUCUGGCGAUUAUUCUCGUGUAUCUGGUAUUACACCAUUUCAAUCCGCAGAAGAUCUAAGAUUUGGAAUACAGAACGGAGGUGAAUCGAAUGCGAGGACAGAGAAUUUCAGUGGGGAUAGUAGCUCUGGUAGUUAUCACACGUGCGAAGCCUCGUCGGUUAGUAAAAUCAAUCCUAUUGGCCUUAACCCAGAAGAGGAGGAUGAAUCUACGUUAGAGGCGGAACAAUCGCAACAGCUACUUUUGCAUACGAGCCCGAUCAGUACUUGUGUAAAUUCGUUUUCACGAGGAACCAAGAGGAAAAGAGUUAUGGCAGAAAUAACUUGUGGUUUGACGCGUGAAAUUUGUCUCAUGGAUUUGGACAAAGACAAAACACCGAAGAGACAGAAUUGCGGUACAUCGUAUUCCUGUAGGAGUCCCGAUCGAAUCAAAAGAAAUACUGCAUUGGGCGAGAUGACCGAUGAGAGCGAAGAUGAAAAUGCGGAUAAACACGGUGACGGUCCCGUUGGUGGUGCUGAUGGUGGUGGCGUUGGCGGUGGCGGUGGCGGUGGCGGUGGCGGUGGUGUCGCUUUUAGUACACCAGUGUCCUCAUUGAAUGUCAAAUCGGAGGAAAUAAGCCAGGCAGAAGCAACGUGUCAGGAAAAUCAUAGUAUGCCUCCGGUGAAAACAACGAGAUUUCAUCUUCCGCCUGCAGUAUCGUCAGAAUUUACUCCGGACUCGAGUACUAUAAAUAGUAUACAGAAUGAGAAUAUUAUAUCUCCGAUCAAGACACCGGCACCUUUGAAUAACAGUUACACGACUUAUCGAACACCGAAGUCAGUUAGAAGGGGCAUACAAGGUGGUGGAAACGCUCGAUCGGACGAACGUAUAUUAGGUACACCCGAUUAUUUAGCACCGGAAUUGCUCUUACGGCAAGGCCACGGUCCUGCCGUCGAUUGGUGGGCUCUCGGUGUUUGUCUUUUCGAGUUUUGUACGGGAUUACCACCUUUCAACGAUGAAACGCCACAGGCGGUCUUUGCUAAUAUCCUUGCAAGAGACGUACCUUGGCCGGAGGGCGAGGAAGCUUUGUCCUUCGCUGCUACGGAAACCAUCGAUGCGCUCCUUACGUUGGACCAAUCUACACGGCCAUCCGCGAAAGAAGUAAGGGAUAUGAAACUCUUUGAAAAUUUUCCUUGGAACGAACCAUCGAAAGCCGUUGCUCCUUUUAUACCACAGCCAGAUGACAAUUAUGAUACGUGUUAUUUUCAAGUUAUAAUAUUGGGAUGUUUGAUUUCUAGCAAGGAAUAUACUACAGCAUUUAAAUGUCAGUAGCUGCGACACGUAACAUUUGUCGUUUAUCCUGAAGAGCCCAGGAUGAACGUUAUUGCCGAACGAUAGUUGUCACGACACGCGUAAUACAUAAAACGUGUCAAAAAUGAUAAAAUUAGGAAAAAUUAUAAUAAUUAUAUAGAGUUAGAUGGUAAUCGUUACACGAUAUGCAUAGUUUUAUUUUUAUUUUUAUAUACUGGUGUAUGUAGAGCAUAUAAAAUAUCUUAUUGCCACGUACAAAAACGACGAGUACGAUGAUCUACAUAAGUAUCUAUGAGCGUCCGUAAGAGAAUACGUAAAAUAUGUGUGAGAUAAAUGUUGCGAUGAGAAUUUACGAAAUGAAAUGAAAGUUCUUUUUCUUUUUUUUUUUUUUUUAGAGUUUAAAGGUGGGAGAAUGAGCUUAGCUUUUUAAAUUGAUACUUCACGCAUUCUUACGCUAUUGAAAUGAGAAGAGGGUUCGAAAAUCACUUAUUUACUUAUUUAAGAUUCUUGUAGAUCCAAGGUAAGAAAUGCGUUACUCUUGUAUAAACGCCAGGAUAUUGUCCCUUUCCACAACCGAUUCCCCAACUGACGAUACCAACCUGUGUCCAACGACCGUCAUUGACCAUUAACGGACCACCGCUGUCACCCUGCAAAUACGUGAAUUAAUUUAUAUUACGUGAUAGCAAUCGAAUUGUAUUAUGAAGAAGUAUUUGACGAACCGAGCAGGAGUCCAUAGCGGCCCGUCCAGCGCACAAGAAACUGUCGACUAUACCACCGGGUGCCGCAGAACCGUAUUUAAAUUUACAUUCGCUAUUCGACCAGACUGGAAUUGAAACUUCUUGAAGUAUCGCUGGCUGUGGACCACCUUGUUUAAGCAACGAUAUAAAUAUACGAUAUAAAGGGAUGUUGUAAUUUACCUUUAAUACGUAUUGUAAUAUUGUCAUUUAUUAAAGGUCUUACUUUCCCUCAAGGAGCCCCAACCAAUGACAGUUGCAGUCAUUCCGACAUAGAGCUUCGAACCACUCGGCAAACAAAUGGGUCGAAUUUGUUCCGUAAAUUCAACCGGCUCGCUCAACGUAAGAAUGGCUACGUCAUUGUAAAGAGUACGCGAGUUAAAACCUCUGUGCCUUACUACUCGCUUUACCCGUCUUUCAACGUGACGUAUCUCACUGUUCGUCUUUAUAUUGUAAUCCCCAAGGCGGACCGUUAAUCUCGCUACAUCCCAAGAGUUCAUGCUGAGAAUAGAUUGGAAAUGGACGAAUUACCUAAAUGAACGAUUUAUCUACUGUGGUUCGAUGAUUAAAGAAUUGGAGAUAAAUGAUUGGAGUGCUUACUUAACGACACAAUGGGCAGCGGUAAGAACGUGUUUGUCAUCUAUCAGAGAUCCCCCACAGAAUUGACGUCCGGCAUUGAAGAGGGCAGAGAUCCAUGGCCAUUCUCCAGGAUCGGCGUUCUGACCACCGACGAUGCGUUCUUGAUCUUGAUUACCGUUUUUCGCUCCGCAUUGAGACAGAUCUAUGGGCGAGGAAGUCGUCGAACUAGGUUUAUUCGUUGUCGAGAUGGUCGGUGCACCUGGCCACCAAGCUGGUUUCUUCGUCGGCCAUGUCGUCGGUAUGCCAGGUUUCUUUGAACUCGUUGUAGAUGGUUUCGAGGUGGGCGACGAAAUCAAUCCUGGAUACGGCGGAUGGGUGGGUAAAGGUGGGAUCGUGUGAUCCGGUGGAUGAGUUGGUAUCGGCGGUGGCCAACUGGCGGCCGUUGGUUUUGGUUUUGGGUUCGUUCCCGCUUCCGUUCCCUCUCCGUCUUCCUUCGUUUUAGCAUCUUCUAUCUAAAAUGUUCAGUUUAGCGUUUUAAGAAGGCGAAAAUAUUCUCUCCAACUGUUUGCGUUAUGGAUCCGAAGGAAUGCCCAAGGACGAGGUAAUAAAGCGGAUCGUAAAAAGUCGUUUGCGAAAUAUUAUUGUUAUCGUUGGAUAGAUAAUAGGGUUCUACGACUUUCUAAUUCAGGCCUUAAUGGUCUCUUCAACGUCAUAGUCGGAAUUGGUGGAACAGAAACGAAAUAGGAUUUGGAGAAAAUUUUACGAGGAUAAGAAGAUUAAGAGAGGGAUGAAAAGUAACGCAAGAGAUUACGAAGGAUUCACCUGUUGAUCGUUUACGUUUUGACCGUCGCAAUUCUCCAGGCCGGGUGUCGCGAUGGGAUUCAAGUUGGAGCAACAGAUUCCGAAGCUCGUGCGGCCGUCCUCGAGAAUGAAGCUGCAAGUAUCGUAAACACCAAGAACCCAACCGUCGAGAGCACCAAGAUCGGGUAUCUUGAAGUAAGGAUAACAUUCUUUGAAAGUAGUGCACCGUCCAAUCUCGCCCUUAGACGUAAGGCAGGUACCGCGUUCCGCGGAUCCGCUCCAGAGGAUGCUUCGACCGUCUCUCGAUAAUGACGUAGGAUCUGCUUCUAUAGCGGCUGCAAUUUAAAAUCCAAAGAAGUCAAUUAAUUCGAGCUCGAAUUGAUCGAUCGACGAUGAGACUCGUAUUAUAAUUAUCGUAGGAAAUUACUCCAGGUUUAAUUUUUAAUUUUUGCGAGUUAACAUACGUACUUUUUAUUUAUUAUUUCCUUUUCGAUCAUUUAUCAUAGUAUACGCACGUUGUUUUAUUUACUAAGGCUGAAAUUGCGGUAUGCGAGGAUAUAUACUAGACGCUUCGGCACGUAUUCGAGGCGCAUUAACGAUGUCCGGUGAGAAUGACACAUCGCGUACCUUUUGUAAUAGGCAGAGGACCGUUCGUCACGUAGUCUUACGAAUGAUUUUCUAAUGAUACGCAGUGUAGUAGGAAGCAACGAUCAUAUUCAGGUUCAUUUAUGUUGCGAGCAGUUUAUAAAUCGUCCGUAAUAGGAAGUUUUGUUUUCAAAGAUAACUAUAAAAAAUUGUCUUAUAUUAUGCCACAUUGGAUUCUUUACGAUUGACUCUUUUGCCAGCCUAUAACAUCGAGUAAUGAGUUAUGUUAAUCCGUGUAGUAUUGUUAUAACGUGUAGACUGCAGACAAUGUGAUCGGAAAUUUGAUGACAUCAUUCUACGAGUUUGAUUACCCCGGCGAACAAUGUGUUCCUCGGUUCCGAUCAAAGAUUUCUGGGGACGAUCGACGUACAACGUACGUUGGCAAUAAAAUUCCAUCGAAGAAUCUGAGAAGGUGGAGUUCGCUGACCCUGACAGUCGUACUGCGGUACACGUACGUCGAGGUUGUUGCGCGCCUGGAGGACUUCCGUUUACCGUCUACGGAACGAUAAGAACGAUCGUAAUAACGAUCGUAAUAACGAUCGAGGAUCGAUCAAGAUUAUUGUCCACGUGAGAAACAGGCUGCUAAGAUCGAUCUCUCGAUCGAUCCGAUCCGAUCCGGCUCACAUAGGUGUAAGAUAAAAAAAAGAAUAUUCGAUAGGCAUUCGUCGCGAAAGGAAAAGGUUUGAUGCGUGCCCAGUUUAUUUUGCCCAAGUGAUAUAAGUAGAUAUAUUAUAUUUCUUAGGUAUAAAUGAAAGAAAGUGAGGUGAGAUGCUUACCUUCAACGACGAUCGCGUCGUCCUCUUCUCGAUACAACUCGUUGUCCUGACGAUCAAAGAUUAAGGAUCUAGAAGCCGGUUGAACGUUAGACAUAGAUUCGGCCGAUACACUCGUGAUUCCUAGAAACACGAGUACCGUUGCAAAAAGCGGAGGUAAUGCUCGUUCUCGCCGCAUGAUGCCGCAAAUCUUAUUACGAAGCGUUCGAUACGAUCGAUCGUUUGCGCGCUGUCGCGAGGGAAUGAACGAAACGAUUACUCGUCCUCGCGACUUCGCGUGGAUUCGCGUCUUUGCCUGAGCUGGCAGAGAGUAGAGAAGGUUCAGGAUCGGCGUUAAGCUGCCAACCUGCCGGAUAGACGCGGACUCGGGGCUUAUAACGGGUUCGCCCCUUCCAUCGACUGACGUCGGCUCGCUCUCUAGUCUCUGCAGGUUCCACCAUGAGAUUUCGUUAUAUUCUCUUGUUCUUUUGAGCGUUCCUCAAGAGAGAGAGACAUCAGGAUCCUUCGGGAAGGCGGACGAAGAGCGUAAGGGUCACACUGCGGAUAUAAUACAUACGUACAAAAAUCAAAUCUCUUUCGAUUCUAAGCGUUCUUCGAAUAUAAUGGAUCGCGGUUGUUUUUAACUUUUAACUUGUCAAAGCCAAAGAAUUUCUUGAUAUAUCGUUUAUGACGAGAAAUAGAGUUACUGUUUCUGAACGGAAAAGUUCAAUCGCGUCAAGGACGUAAAUUCUAAAUUGGUAUUCGUCUUCGAAUAGAUUACAUUUUUGUCGUUGUAAUAUUUCUCGAUGGACUAACGAUAUUCGUCGAGUUUCUAAUGAAUAUUCCAACGACCGAAAGGUGUCAUUUGAAUUUUCGUUGAAAGAAAAAGUGUCGUUUAAAUAUUCAUUAACGUUGUAGGAACAUAAUGGAUCGUAGUCCGACGAAGAUCGAUGUUCUCCAGUGUAUGUUUUCCACUAUUAUUAUGUCUUGAAGCAGCUUGGAUUUGCUUUUGGCAUGUACGUACGGACUUUUGCGUCGUCGAAUGUAAAUGGCUUUGCGUGCGUGCACAAAAUUAGGUAGAAGAAUUUGUGCGCUGGCGCCACUUCAGAAUCUCGAGCUAUUCUCUCCCGAAACGUGCAAACCGGUUGGCAAAGCUGAAAUAUACCCGAAUGGUACGUUGCACUUGUAACGAUGGACCCGGUCCUUAGGACAAGGGCAUUCCUCUUAAGUGAUAAAUAAGGAUAUAAAAAUCAAGCAAAACUUUUACCAGCUUCUCGCAUCCUUAAUUUUAGUGGAUAUUUCUUUUUCUUUUUUUUUGUUGUUGAAAAUAACGUUCGAAGAAUUUGACGUUUCGAAUUCAUCCAGUUAGCGCGCUGCUGUUGCCGAAACGGAAUAGAGAUAAGCCUUUGCAAGAUAUUAUAAUUUACAUCAGGGCCAGUGCCCCCUCACAAGGUCGUGGAUUCUUACACAGAUUGCCGUGAAUAAGACACGCGUAGAUCGAUGGUUCUUAGUAUAAUACAGAGUCCUCUUUUAUCUCCUUCUCCUCCUCUCCCUCUCUCUCUCUCUCUCUCUCUCUCUCUCUCUCUUCACGUAUUUAUCCUCUUUGUAUCUUAGUUUCGUUCUCAUAAGACUAUGCGUAUCUCCUAAUUAAAGAAUCGAGUAUUGGUCGAUUUAAGAUAGGAGAGCAACGCGAAACCUUUUUAUACUACUUAAAUACAAGAAGAGAUAGAAGUCGAACGCUUAUCAUUAUAUACAAGAUUCGACGGAUCUUUCUCGUUGAUUGUCUUAUCGAUCAUCUCGAUUCAUUUUGGAUCCGUUAGGGCAAUCGAUAUGUCGCCAAAAUAGUUGUCAGAACGACUUGUCACGUUGCUUCAUCCGUGAAGCGAUCGUCGAACCCUGACUGUAAAGUCGUCGACACGAUUUCUUCUCUUCGCUUGAUGUUUUCUUCUCCUCCCCUGUCUCGUUUUCGUCCUCUUCUUCUUCUUCUUCUUCUUCUUCUUCUUCUUCUUUUCUUCCUCGUUUUUCUUCAUUCGCCAGAGAGGCAACCUCCUGUUUAUCUUCCCUUAUAGGUUUACACGCUCCGGAUCUCCUUUUUUGAAUUCCUCGCUGACUGGUUUCCACGAAGAGAGGACUCGUGUGUGUCUCGUUCGGGCUUCUUCCAAGAUCGCGAAUACAAAAGAAACGAAUAGGUGAAAUAGGAGGAGUCCUAUGUAUUUGAUUUCUCAGCAUGGUAUGUGUGUAUGUGUGUGCGCGUGUGCGUGUCUAUAUACAUAUAUAUAUGUAUAUAUAUAUAUGUAUAUGUAUAUAUGUAUAUAUACAAAGGAAUAACAAAGUUCGAGAAAAUUUAUAAAACGUACUAAUAUAAUAUUUAUUGUUGCAAUAAACAUCGAAAUAAUAUAAUAUCACCUCUGGCACAAUCUCACGAUGGCAAGACAACGCGACGGAAGAAAGAAAACAUGCUUAAUAUUUCAGCUUUCUGUUAUCAAUACUCUCUCUCUCUCUCCCUCUCUCCCUCUCCCUCUCUCUCUCUCUCUCUCUCUCUCUCUCUCUCUCUCUCUCUCUUUCCGACGACAUUUCCACGCUACAUUCUGAAAAUCGGAUAUUCCGUCGAUCGGAUAAGCGACAGAUAAAGAAAUAACAUUUCUUGCGAUUAGAAUACGCUUAUAACAAAUAAGUCAGAAGUCAUCCCUUCUUCUUGUUCUCUCUCUUUCUUCUUUUAUAUCGUCAUAUUUACGUCGUUUAAGUACGAUAUCGACACGGCUCAAUAAAAAAGAAAAAGAAAUGGCUACGAGGAAACAACGAACAAAUCUUUCUUUCUAUCGUUAGAAAGUAAACUACUGCUCAGAGAGAUUUGUUUCUUUUCGAAACCUCAAAAAGGAUUCUGAUAAAUUUGCGUGACUGUGGCUGGAAAAAUUAGCAAAAGAUUUCUUUAGAUUCGUAGUCUCCUCGUAGCGUUAACACGUUUAUCCUUCGUAACAUAGAAAUAAUAUUAAUAGUUAUAAGUAUUAUAAAGAUGAUAUAAUAAUAUUAUCAGUAAUAAUAAUAAAAUAAUAAUAAUAAUAAUAAUAAAAUGGCUCAUCGACGCAGCCGUUCGUAUGCGAAAGAAAGAUACGUCGGGACGGUGUCUUUUCUCGUAAAUGAACGGCCAACGGGCGGAGGGGUGGGUCAGGGCGGGGGAAAGAAGGGCUCUGCUAUAGUUAUUAUUUAUAAAAAUGUCAUGGAGCAACGCUAACAAUCAUAACUAAAAAAUUUUUUUUCCUUCUUCAUCUUCAUCGAUAUACUCGCAUACGUACGCAAUCAUUCUCUUUCUAUAUCAUUUCUGUUCCAUGCAUCGUCUCUUUCAAUCAUAUACUACUCAUACUGCAAGCACACACAUACUUUCUCUCUCUCUCUCUCUCUCUCUCUCUUUAUUCUAAAAUUCUUUUUUACGUCUCAUACGAUUAUACAUUCUCGUAUAAAAAUAAUGAUAUAGGUAUAUCUCUAAUCGAUAGAAACAAUAAUAUUAAUAAUAUUAACCUAUAUGCUGUCUGCGAUAAAUGUAACAAAAUAUAGUAUUCAAUAAUAAUAUGCAUUUUACAAGCGUAUUUUGAUCGUUGCUUUGAUAUCGGUAUCGACAAUACGUAUGAUUAAACGCAAAAACAAUAUAAAUGUCGUGAUCGUGAUAUUCUCUAAUCUAAUCUAUCGGAUCUCUAACAUUAUAACGAACAACAAGAAAGCGGUACGCGAUAUGGAUACACACAUAAGCGCGAACGCGCAAUUCUACGAUAAAAUUGUAAUAUUUUUGUCUCUGCCAAUGGCUUCUUUUUCACACUGUUAUAAAAUAUAAACUAUUGUAUUCGUUCGGUUUGAUACGUAGCAAUCUGAUAUUAAACCUUGCCAUACGUAACUCUGUUUAAAUAAUGUGAUUAUUUAAAAAUGGCAAAUGGCGAGCGUCAAAGGUAAUAUGAUUACGUUGUUCGAGGUUGUAGGACUUGGAAGAACGUCGGUCGUUCAAUGUCUUAACGAUAAAGCACGUGGGAGGUUGUCUAAAAAUAUCAUCAACAAUGAUAAAAAGUAUGGGUUAAAACUUUUACAAGUAAAAAAUAACAUCAACGCUUUUACUGAUACGAUAAUAAAAUGAAUCCAAAUAGAAUAGAUACAUUGAUCAUUUUUUAAAGGAGUUCCUAAUUGAAAUAACGUUGUCGAAAUGAGAAAUAAUUUGGUGUAUAUUAAAAAUAAAUUCGAAUACGUCGA